Molecule: messenger RNA, 3827 nt
Organism: Salvia miltiorrhiza (redroot sage)
Lineage: Eukaryota; Viridiplantae; Streptophyta; Magnoliopsida; Lamiales; Lamiaceae
Exons: 3
Coding region: 766-1830 (354 amino acids)
Molecular function (GO): nucleic acid binding; zinc ion binding
Source: RefSeq, a predicted model, not a curated record
UAUAACGUAUGAAAAAAAAAAAAAAAAAACGCGACGAGGAUUAUUGAGCAAUCAAUAAUUAUUAUUUCCAAGUUAUAACUGACUUAGCAAAGUCAUGUUAUUUAUUAAUCGAGAAACAGAAGCAGUUAUAUUUUAUUAGUGCUACUAGAAGUCGAGAAAUUAUUCCGACUGCAACGCAAAUUCAAUCUACGGAUUUAAUCUAGAUUCAUAUUACUGUAUUAGCAUCACCAAGGCAUGAGGAUAUAAUUCAUUUAUUCAUCAAUCUCAUUCUCAUACUUUACAAACUCUUAUAACCAAUUACAGUUUCACCUAUCAAUGCUAUGAAGUAGAUACAUGAAUAUGCUAGACAUAUAUGUAAGCAUACAAUCAUCAUUAUUUUUUUUCCACUCCCUAAUGUCUCCUACACUAUACACGCAUAAUCUCCACUUCUCCACUCCACCAACUAUCUCCACCACCUUUUGCUUUCUUCCACUACAUUUUUUCUCACCACCCUUUCCACUCCACUAAUUCCACUACACCAAACUUUCCACCUACUCCCUUCCCCACCACACGCAAGAAUGCAUCUAACAUUCCAUUAUACAGGCAACAAUCUUUUCAUCAUCUUCAUUCUUCACUAAGGAACCGAAGAGCAGCCACGAGUUCUGCCAUAAGCACACUGCUCCGGCAGUGUUUUGCAAGGCGAUUCCAGCCAUCCAAAAGGUCCGGGCGACAGAAAGUGAAGCCGAAGAAGAAACGACUCCACGCCAGCUUUAAGAACAAUUGAGAAUGCCGCCUAAGAGAGGACGCCCUGUGAGAAACAAUAACAAUCGCAGAAACCGUAACGCUGUACCCGAAGAACCACAAGAUGCUCGAGGACAUAACCCAUCCCCUCCGCCUCCGACUAGGAGAGUCGAAGAACUCUUUUUAAGGCAAAAUCCACCUACGUUUGACGGAACGAGUGAACCGGCUGAAGCUGAGAUUUGGGUGCGUGCAAUGGAACGCAUUUUCAACUUUCUACGUUGUACUGAUGAGGAGCGCCUAUCUUGCGUCUCUUUCCAACUAACAGGAUCAGCUGACUUCUGGUGGGAAGCACGUCGAAAAAUUCUGACACCUGAACAAUGGGCAAGUUAUACUUGGGAAGAUUUUAAGACGGGAUUAUAUGAUAAAUAUAUUCCGAAAAGCUAUAGGAAAAAGAAAGAAGCUGAGUUCUACGAGUUGAAGCAAGGAAAUAAAUCUGUGGUUGAAUACGACAAGGAAUUCUGCAACCUGUCUAGGUUUGCUCCGCAACAAGUGGACACAGAUGAGAAGAUGGCAGAGAAAUUUUGUGCCGGUCUACGGUACGAAAUUAGGAUGGCUCUAGCAAGCCACGGAGGACUCUCAUACACGGAGUCUCUGAACAGGGCACUUGACAUUGAAGCUGCAAUGCCGUCAGACAAGUCAGCCCCACCAUUUAUCUCAACGUCAAAUGAUCCACCAGUAGCCUCACAUACUCUCAAAGGGAAGCGCAAGUGGGACAACAACGAAGACAAUAUCAAUCAGACUAGUAAGAAAGUGUGGCAAGAAUAUGAACGGGCCGAACAGUUUAUUCAACCAAGGCACGAGGCACAGACUAACCUCGAGCGAACUGGGGGUAACCAAGGUCAGAAAGGAGUUUUACCUUGCCCAAAUUGUGGUAAGAUGCAUAGGGGUAUUUGUCGGGCUGGAACUAACGGUUGUUACAAUUGUGGCCAAAAAGGUCACUACUCCACGCAAUGCCCCAAUAGACAACGAGGUUCAGCAGUUGGGAACACCCGCACCCCCUUGCCAGCAAUACGUGGACACUUGCGAAAUCAGCCUCAAUCACAUCAGUGAAAAUCUUAUGGAGACACCGCAGACAAGAAAAGCUACGUGGGAGCUUGAAAACAAGAUGAAGGAAAAAUACCCCGAAUUGUUUUAGCAGAGAUAUGCAAAUUUCGGGACGAAAUUUUUGUUAAGAGGGGUAGUAUGUAGUAGCCCGCUCUUUUAUUUAUGAUAAAAACUAGUAAAUGCAAUUUUUUAUAAAUGAAUCCAGUUUAUGGUUCUGAUUUUUUUUAUCAGAGGCAGAGUUAUUAUUUUAGCGUUAUAUUUUUAUAACGUAUGAAAAAAAAAAAAAAAAACGCGACGAGGAUUAUUGAGCAAUCAAUAAUUAUUAUUUCCAAGUUAUAACUGACUUAGCAAAGUCAUGUUAUUUAUUAAUCGAGAAACAGAAGCAGUUAUAUUUUAUUAGUGCUACUAGAAGUCGAGAAAUUAUUCCGACUGCAACGCAAAUUCAAUCUACGGAUUUAAUCUAGAUUCAUAUUACUGUAUUAGCAUCACCAAGGCAUGAGGAUAUAAUUCAUUUAUUCAUCAAUCUCAUUCUCAUACUUUACAAACUCUUAUAACCAAUUACAGUUUCACCUAUCAAUGCUAUGAAGUAGAUACAUGAAUAUGCUAGACAUAUAUGUAAGCAUACAAUCAUCAUUAUUUUUUUUCCACUCCCUAAUGUCUCCUACACUAUACACGCAUAAUCUCCACUUCUCCACUCCACCAACUAUCUCCACCACCUUUUGCUUUCUUCCACUACAUUUUUUCUCACCACCCUUUCCACUCCACUAAUUCCACUACACCAAACUUUCCACCUACUCCCUUCCCCACCACACGCAAGAAUGCAUCUAACAUUCCAUUAUACAGGCAACAAUCUUUUCAUCAUCUUCAUUCUUCACUAAGGAACCGAAGAGCAGCCACGAGUUCUGCCAUAAGCACACUGCUCCGGCAGUGUUUUGCAAGGCGAUUCCAGCCAUCCAAAAGGUUCCCAAAAAUUCCCAAAUUAAUUGUGUAUCAUCUUUCAUAUGUUUUCUAUACUUUGGCAAAAUUUCAGAAGGUUUGAAGCUCUUAUGAUUUAUUUAUGAAUUUGUAAACAUCACUGCCCAUCUGGAAUACAUUUUUGGUAAACAAUCUUUGGGAGGCCAUAAGUAAAGUUUCAAUCGGUGAAAACCUUUGAAACUUGAAUAUGUCACUCUAGACUCCCGUAUCUUUCUUUUGACAUCGGCCUCACCAUUUUUGAAUAAGGGAAACAACCGGUAUAAAUUCUUGAAAUCUAGUUCUUAUUCCAUGUACCAUCCAGUAGAUUUUACAAACCUACGACUUUGAGGUGGCAAAGCCCGACUUAAAUCUUUGAUUCUCAAGCCUAGCUUUCUACUGAAUAUUCAAUGACAUGUUGGGAACUUACUUGCUUAGUUUUAUAAUUUUUGGUGAAGCCUAAAGUUGGUUUUCUGAUUUAUGUUAUGAAUCUGCCAAACUUGAACGCUUUUUGUGCACUGAACUUUAGACAGUCAUAUCUUCUAAACCAUGAAUGUUCUUAGAGUAAAUCCAACUGGAGAGUGUUAUGAUCUCUCCCUAGUUUCCAGAUUGACCCUUGGGGUUCCCAUUGGAGUUUUGUAAAGGGAGAUAUGAAUUUUUAAAGAAAGCCCACUGACUUGGUUGUAAUCUGGAAAUCUGAAAUUUUCAGAUUUUUGCUUGUUAAAUACCCAUCUUUGAGAGGGCAUAUCUUGCUCGUUUGAAUUGUUUUUCAUUCGAUUCAAAUUGGAGAAUGAUCCUUGAAAUGUCUAGUUUCCAGAAUGUCUUUUGGAGCAUCAUUUGGAGAUCCGAGGCAGAUUUGGUGUCUGUUGCAAAACAACCCCUUAAGAGCUCAAGUUGUUGAAUUAUUUUCUAUGUAUCAAAGUUUAUUUUAAAGGAUGUUUCAUGAAAGAUUUCGUAUAUGUGCGUAACAAGUUUGGGACUAUUUAUUUUAAAUGAGGUCCGUUCUUUAUUUAAAUUAUGAUGGACUUUUAAUGAAUAUUUUUGGGAUUAAA